UGUUGGCUGUUACCACUUAUCAGGGAUUUUACCACAUGUCUGACGUCCAUUUUGAAGAAGUCUUUUUUUAAUUAACACGGAAAAAACGAAUAUGCAAUCGGAAAACUUAGAGCUUCCUUUCGACGCUGAUUGCCCCAACUGUGUGAAAGAAUGGAUCGGCGAUUGUAAUUUCCAUUUUAUCAAGAACUAUGAAGCAACUUAUGCAGAGAAAUCAGAACAGCCUGAGCCUGCUGAGGAUAUUCUCUCACAGAGCAUUUAUAAUGAGUGGGUCUCAUUGGGAAAAUCGUUUUGGUUGAAUGAAGAAACACAGGGAAAUGUUCUACUCUCAAGUUUGAAUUUGGAACUUGUAGGAAUAAAAGAACAAACCGUCGAAGUGAACACAGAAGAAACAGUUAAGAAAUGUACGCAGCAACCUAAAAGAAAACCUACGAUUAUAGCUAUUCGUAAAACAAAAAGCAAAAAACUUAAAAGGGCAACAGUUAAAGAGACUGUUAGGCUGAAACUAUCUUUUUUAAAAUCAAUCCUGAAGAAGAAACCUAAGGUGCGUUCAUCAAAGCCUUCCAGGCAGGUGAAUCCUGGGGUUAGCAAGCCAGGCAAAAAUAAAACUACGAAAAAGGCCGGUCCUAGUAAAAAAAACAACAAAUCAAGAAAAACCAAAGUAAAUAAAUGCAAUGCAAGUAAAAAGCAAGAAUUGUCACAGAAGAGUACUUUAUCUAACCAAGCCAACAGUGAAAAUAAAGACUUGAACAAGGAGCCAAAAGGAAGACUUUGCCUGCAAGACAUUAAAAACACCAAGGCCCCAGAGGCUUGGGAGAACAAAAACAAUGAUGGAAAAAAGCGAGAAAGGAAGCAAGUGUUAAAAGAGCUUGAGGCACAAGAAAGUUUUGUAAAAGUGGUUUUGAACAGGCAGAAGAAAUCUUCCCAUAAGAAGCGACACAAUGCAGAAAACAAGGAGAAUUGUUUUGCCAAUAUAUCAAAGUUCAUGUUCAGAGGGACUGAAAACGAUGAAAGACGGCCACUUAUUCUGAGGCGCAAUUGCAAUAAAAAGCAGAUUUUGUAAAAAAUUAUUUUGUAAAGUGAUAAAAUUUGUAAAG
Molecule: messenger RNA, 1094 nt
Organism: Cimex lectularius (bed bug)
Lineage: Eukaryota; Metazoa; Arthropoda; Insecta; Hemiptera; Cimicidae
Product: glutamic acid-rich protein-like
Exons: 6
Coding region: 92-1060 (322 amino acids)
Source: RefSeq, a predicted model, not a curated record